UCACUGGAGCGGGUGAUGGAAAUGAAAAGUUAUCAGAAAAUCAAUCACUUCCCUGGGAUGAGUGAAAUCUGCCGCAAGGACUUGCUGGCCAGGAAUAUGAGCCGCAUGUUAAAGAUGUUCCCUAAAGAUUUCCACUUUUUCCCUAGGACCUGGUGUCUUCCUGCUGACUGGGGAGAUUUGCAGAACUACAGCAGGUCAAGAAAAAAUAAGACAUACAUUUGUAAGCCGGAUUCAGGCUGCCAAGGGAGAGGUAUAUUCAUCACGCGGAGGGUGAGAGAAAUCAAGCCAGGGGAGGAUAUGAUUUGUCAGCUCUAUAUUUCAAAGCCGUUUAUCAUUGAUGGGUUCAAGUUUGACCUCCGGAUUUAUGUGCUGGUGACAUCCUGUGACCCUCUCAGGAUUUUCGUAUACAAUGAAGGAUUGGCCCGCUUUGCCACAACGUCUUACUCCUACCCUUGCACAGAUAACCUGGAUGAUAUCUGCAUGCACCUGACUAAUUAUUCCAUUAAUAAGCACAGUUCAAAUUUCAUUCGAGAUUCUCACUCUGGCAGCAAGAGGAAACUCUCCACCUUCAACGUCCACAUGGAGACCCAUGGCUACAACGUGGAGCAGAUAUGGAGAGAUAUCGAGGAUGUCAUCAUCAAGACGAUCAUCUCGGCUCACCCAGCCAUCAAGCACAACUACCACACUUGCUUCCCCAGCCACACACUCAACAGUGCCUGUUUUGAAAUCCUGGGCUUCGACAUUUUGUUGGACUGCAAGCUCAAACCCUGGCUGCUGGAGGUCAACCACUCUCCAAGCUUCUCCACCGACUCCUGGUUGGACAAAGAGGUGAAAGACAGUCUGCUGUAUGACACCUUGGUUCUGAUCAACCUGGGAACCUGUGACAAAAAGAAAGUCUUGGAAGAGGAGAGACAGCGGGGGCGGUUCCUGCAGCAAUGUCAUUCUCGGGAGACCAGGAUUGAGGAAGUCAAGGGUUUCCAAGCUGUGUGGUUGGAGAAAACCGAGAAGUAUGAGAAGGAAAACCGUGGAGGAUUCCGGCUGAUUUAUCCCAGUCUGAAUUCGGAGAAGUAUGAGAAGUUCUUCCAGGAUAACAACUCCCUCUUCCAGAAUACUGUUGCUUCCAGGGCUCGGGAGCUGUAUACCCGGCAGCUGAUCCAGGAGCUGAGACUAAAACAAGAGAAAAAAGCCUUCCAAACAAAAGAGAAGAAAACAGAGAUGCAGGGGGAAUCAGCAGGCGAGCAAGUGAGGGGAAAGCACGCGGGGAGCUUGCGGCAGAAACAGCGGCAGGAGCGGGAGGCCACCACCGACACCUCCAAACAACACCUCCAGCCAUUGACGUUAGUGUCCUGCACACCUGACUUGCUCUUGAGUGUCAGCGAUGUAAAGAAAAAUGAGACAGACAACAGCCUCGACCAGGAGGCACCAAAGACGGAGAGUGGCCCUGUUCUCCCCAAGCCUUCGUCUGCGAGGCAGUACAGCUCUGUACCCGACCUAAGGACUUCAAGCUUCAAUGGCUCUGGGAUGGAGCUUGGUAAACCCAACCUCAGGAUCAAGGGGACCAAGUCCGCCUCUGCAGUGAACAUAUUUACUGGCACUGUGCCCUCAACCUCAGUAGAAACGUCUUCAUUAUUCACCACCCAGGUCUCAACAUCCCCUGAGGCUCUGCCAAACCUGACCCUAACAGCCAACUCCGAGUGCAGCAGCUCAGAGGUGGACACGAUGGUCUCCUUUCAAUACAAGCAGCAGGAGACCCCCCAGCACCUUAUCCAGGAGAAAAUAUUGAAACGUUCUCUGCCUAUAAAAUCCCAGAACUUCUGGGGUAAUAUGAACACAAACUGGACUUUGGUAAAGAAUGACAUGGGGAAGCAACAGCUGAUGUCACACCUCUUCACCAAGCUCCAACUGAGAGGAAAGCUCUCCUGGUUCCCAGCUCACUGCAACCCAAAGCUGGUGCUGAGUAACCAUUCACAAAACAUGGCACUGCCCCAGGAGUCCUACUCCCAUAGCAGAAGCUCUGGUGAGAAGAUGCAGCUGGAUGCGUCCUCCCUCCUCCUCUUGCAGAGUGCUCGCAGCCGGGACGUUUCUGUGAAUGACCUACUUGUGAUUGCCACUCCAGCCCGACUGGAUCCCAGACCUGGCAGAAGCCAUACAAGUGCCGUGAGGGUCCCGAGUAUAUCAGAUCAGGAAGCAUACAGUCAGUCCCUGAUCUCUGGUCAAAAAGGAUGUGAGAGGAACUAG
This is a messenger RNA of Loxodonta africana (African savanna elephant), 2238 nucleotides long. RefSeq names its product tubulin tyrosine ligase like 6 (gene TTLL6). Gene Ontology annotation, molecular function: tubulin binding; tubulin-glutamic acid ligase activity. NCBI's taxonomy places the organism in Eukaryota, Metazoa, Chordata, Mammalia, Proboscidea, Elephantidae. Gene Ontology annotation, biological process: protein polyglutamylation; microtubule cytoskeleton organization. The record is from RefSeq and is a predicted model, not a curated record. The transcript is spliced from 12 exons. Gene Ontology annotation, cellular component: cilium. Bases 16 to 2238 code for a protein of 740 amino acids.